GCAGCUGAUUGCGCAGGGCUUCAGUUGCGCCUAAGCCUGUUAGGGCCAGGGUCCGGGCCAGGCGACAGGAAGGGCCGGGCUUUUCCAGUAAAUGAUCUAGAGCUGCUUGUGUAGCUGAUUGAGCAGGACGUCUUCGGGAGAAGGAGAACUGCACCAAAGAUCCUGCGCGCUCCAAUCAACCAAAGAUGAUCGGGCCAGAAGAUCAGGUGCCGAAACCUCCUGAGGAACGGCGGGACGGGAGGAAAGCAGAUGCAUUCAACAAUGCUUCUCCAAUUUCGGUUGUCUUGGGGUACUGGAAAGAAUUUGACCUGGAGAAUGCACGGGGCAAACUGGACGAGCAAGGCCUGCGGAUUGCAGAGCACCAGGAGCAGAGUAUGACAAACAGGAGGAAGUUGGCAGAAUCCACAAGGGAUUUCAAGAAGGCCGAUACCGAGGAGAAAGUUAAGCUGUUUGGGCCCCUCUUGAAGGCCUAUCAGGAGGAGGUGGACAACCUGACGAAGCGGGCCAAGUUUGGAGAGAAUGCGUUCCUCAAUGUCUACCAGAAGCUGUAUGAAGCACCAGACCCUGUUUCGUGCUUGGCAUCAGCUUCGGAGACCGCGGCGCGCGUCGCAGAACUAGAGGCGGAGAACCGGCGAUUCCGUCAGGAGCUGGAGGAGUACCGAGCAGAGGCGUCCAAUCUCAAGAACCAGCAGGUGACGGUACGGCGGCUGGAGGAGCGCAACCGGCAGCUGGAGCAGCAGAUGGAGGAAAAAGUGCGCGAGAUUGUUGAGAUGAAGCAACGGUCCCUCGCGGAAGAAAAUCAGAAGAGCCUCGAGGUCCUCAAGUCCAGGGAAGACCAUCUGCAAGAGCAGCUGCGCACGGCACGCGACACGUUGAGCAACAUGCAGAAGCUGCACGAGUACGGGCAGAGCCAGCUGUUCGAGCUGCGGACGCAGUCGGAGGAGGAGCGCGCCGUGCGCCACUCGGAGCUGACGCUGCUCACGGACGAAGUGGAGCGGGCGCAGGCGCGGCUGAUGCAGCUGGAGAAAGAGAAGGAGGACCUGCGGGGCCAGGUUCAAGCGUCCAACGAGGGCGGGGGUGUCCGGACGUCCGACCCGUAUGACGACAGCCACCUGGAGGCGGCGCUGCUGGCGAAGGAGAAAGUGAUCAGCGAACUGCACGCGGAGCUGCACAAACUAGAGACGGCACUUGCGGGGGAGAAGGAGGAGCGGCUGGCGGAGAUUAAGAAGCUGCACGUGGCACUCGACGAGAAGGUUUCUGAAGUUGAGAGCCUCAAAGCCGAGCUUCUCCAGCGGCCGACUUCGAAGCAGGUGGAUGAUCUGCGCAAGCAGGUGAAGAUCCUGCAGGCGGUGGGGUACAACUCGGUGGAGGCGGAGGACUGGGAGAUUGCGACACGUGGCGACGACAUCGGCAAGCUGGAGACGCUGCUGCUGGACAAGAACCGGCGGCUCGAGCACGAGCUGACGCAAGCAAAGGUGCAACUGUCAGAGCGGAGUGCGGAGGCUGAGAAAGCCCUCCAAAAAGUAAAGGAGCUAUCGGCCAAGAUCGAGGAGCAACGGGACCUCAUCGUGCGGCUGGAAGAGGACAUACAAAAGGGCUUCUCAGCGGAGCGGCGGUCGAGCAGGGAGGAGCCGUGGGGAGAGCCGGCGCAGGAGCGAGGCGUGACGGCUCUGCUUCAGGCCGGCAAAAGCGAGGGCGAAGACCACAGCAUGCUGGCUGUUAUCGCGGGCCAGCGCGACCGGUUCAAGCAGCGCAUGAACCAGCUGGACGAGGAGCUGCGGACGGCCAAAGACCGUAUCCGGACGCUGACGGUGGACCUGGAGCGGAUCAAGGCGGACAACGUGGCGCUGUACGAGAAGAUGCGCUUCGUGCAGGACUAUCAGAAGGGGGACGUCACCGCACGGGGCAAUCGGAAGGGCGCGGUGGACUUGGAAGCCGGUGCUGACGUGGAGGGCCGCUACAAGAAGCUGUACGAGGAGAAUAUCGACCCCUUCAAGGAGUUCUCUCGAAAGGAACGAGAUCAGCGCUACAAAGAGCUAGGGCUGCGGGACAAGAUUGCGCUCACAAGUGGUCGUUUCCUUAUGGCCAACAAAUUUGCCCGGACGUUCGUCUUCUUCUACUCGGUUGCGCUGCACCUGCUGGUCUGGUUCACCAUGUACCGGCUCAGUAUGCAGAACGUGGAGCACAUCAAGGACUGCAACAACGCAGCGCAGAUUGCGUUUGAGACGCGCGGUCAAGGGACCAACCUUUUGUAAAUGUGCAUGAAGUCAAGACUGCCAUUGAAUAUGUGUCUGUAAAUUGUCGGUCUUUCUGGUUUGCAUUGACAAAUUGCGGUCAUCGUAACGAUUAUCCACCUGUAUCAUCCUGCAACCAUUGUCGGCUUCAUUGAUUGCAUAAGAGGGUUCCAGCUUGCUUUGCCACUUGUCGGCCUGGUCCUUGUUACACUUGUGCAAGGCCACCUUAGUGAAAGGAUGUUCUGAUUGCUGUCUAAAGCGCUUUUUCAACAGAUUCGUGGGAUGAGGCAAUAGAAAGUUCGUGGGAUAAUGCACAUGCAAUUGCUGCCGCUAUCAG
Messenger RNA from Klebsormidium nitens, 2571 nucleotides. NCBI's taxonomy places the organism in Eukaryota, Viridiplantae, Streptophyta, Klebsormidiophyceae, Klebsormidiales, Klebsormidiaceae. The record is from the annotation of a GenBank genome assembly.